Spodoptera exigua (beet armyworm) is the source of this 2551-nucleotide messenger RNA. Lineage: Eukaryota; Metazoa; Arthropoda; Insecta; Lepidoptera; Noctuidae. The record is from the annotation of a GenBank genome assembly.
GUCAAUCGCCGACGGUGGUAGAGUGAGGUCGUACCUUUUGUCAAAGUUUUCGUAGAUCGCUUUUAUCUACGUACGUGAAAGAUAACUUUUGUGAAUUAAUUUGUUGAUCGAGAAUUUUGAAGAUGGCUGAGAAUAAUUCUAACAACCACAGUUACGAGAAUGGAAACGGUAAAUUGGCAACGGUUGACAAACUGCUGCAAUGCCGCCAGGAGAAGAUUAUCGACACCGGCAACAAGGUGUCUGUGGUUGGAGUCGGCCAGGUCGGCAUGGCGACCGUUUUCUCACUCCUCACACAGGGUGUGACAAACAAUGUCGUCAUGGUGGACGUGAAUGAGAACAAGUUGAAAGGGGAGAUGAUGGACUUGCAACAUGGUUCCGCCUUCUUGUUCAACGCCAACAUAAAGGCUGGCACAGAUUACUCGAUCACGGCGGGCUCGCAAAUCUGUGUAAUAACUGCGGGUGUGAGGCAGAAAGAGGGAGAGGACAGACGCAGCCUGGUGCAGAGGAACGUCGAAGUACUCAAAGGCAUCAUACCCGAAUUAUUGAAAUACAGUCCAAACACGAUCCUCCUGAUCGCUAGUAACCCAGUAGAUGUCCUGACGUACGUGUCAUGGAAGAUCAGUGGCCUGCCCAAGCACCGUGUCAUCGGGUCGGGAACAAACCUCGACUCUGCCAGGUUCCGCUACCUGCUGUCGCAGAAACUGAACAUUUCACCUACAUCCUGCCACGCGUACGUUAUUGGGGAGCACGGUGAUAGCAGCGUACCGGUAUGGUCAAGCGUGAACAUCGCAGGCGUGCGUCUCAGGGACCUGAACAAGAACAUUGGCCUGGACUCUGACUCAGAGAACUGGAAGGAGACACACGUCCAAGUGGUUCAGAGUGCUUACGAAGUCAUUAAGCUGAAGGGCUACACGUCCUGGGCCAUCGGACUGUCCCUCACUCAGCUGGUGAAAGCCAUCCUCACCAACGCAGCCACUGUGCAUGCUGUUACUACUUGUGUCCAGGGCGAGCACGGUAUCACAGAUGACGUAUUCCUUUCGCUGCCGUGUGUGAUUGGCCGCAAUGGUGUCCACGAUGUCGUCCGCCAACCCCUCACAGACUUGGAAAGAGAGCAAGUGUUCCAGUCAGCCACAGUCAUGGCAGAACUUCAGGCCAAAAUCAACUUUUAAACCAAUUGAACCAGUAGCCUCUACUAGGAUGUGUGAUAGGAAAAUAUUUGCAUUUACUAUUCGGUAAACGAAAUUUAUUUUAUCGAUAAAGGAUGACGCAAAAUAAUGUACUGGCUCUGUAAUGUUAAUGAUUUCUACUAUCUAUAAAAACCUAAUGUGAAAAUCUAUAUUUUCACUUAUGUAUCUAGUGUUAUUAAGUACGUGAACUAAUCGAUCAAUAUUGUUAUUGAUAUUUUAAUAAAAGUAUUAAAUUUAGGUACGAGUUGAAAAGUAACCUGCCGAUAAAAAAAUAUGACAGAACUUUCAAUCUUCUACCAAAUGCAUAGAACAUCUAAAACUGUCGUUUUUAACAUUUCAAAAAAGGUAUUUAUUACUCGUAAACAAUCGUUUUUACUACUUAAUAUUCCAAUAAAGUAACUUCAUGGUUGGUUUUCGGCCAGACAGUCGCCAUACCGCCAUAACUCUAUUAGAUGUUCAUUUGGUUUUUGGACAAUUCCUGAAAUUGGCGCCAAUGGCGACUUAAGUCUUGUCAGUCACAGAGAUUAAUCUACUUUCUUCUAGUGGCUAACCGUAAUUCGAAACUGUCUUGACUCGUCUCCUUAAACAUGUAUUUACUCUUAACUGCAUUUCAAAUUAUAAAUGUCGUGUUUGUGAUUGUGAUUAAAAAAUAUUAAAAAAAAAUACAUAGGUAGGUACUCGUAUUUAUGUUAAUAAUAGUAAAAAGUACUUAUAGAUAAAUUAUUUCGAUACAGAUUCACCUCAUUCAAGCCGAAGCAAUUACUUAGUUGGUGCUAGGUUAGUUUUUAAUGAAUCCAGUGAUAAUUACUUAAUUCAAACGUAUUUUUAGGAGUAUCUUUAGGUAUGGAAUUCUUUUGAAUUAGCAAAAUGAAAGUACAUUUAACAAUGGGAUCGUUUCUUUAAAACCACAUUUACGUUCGUCGUACAUUGCUCGUUAUGUUCUAUGACAUGUGUGUUGCGCGGUCAAUGACGUGGUCUACUGCUGCAAUGUAUGAUAAAAGAACGACUUCCGAGAAAAUGAGGCCUAAGAAUUCUCAUACCUACUCUAGUACAUAUUUUGGUCACAAUUUACAACAUAUUUUAAUAUAUAAUGUACACUCACUUAUAGAUUUGUGUCCAUGACGUAUAAGCAUAUAUACGGUUUUGUAACAUAAAAUUUUUGUAUGUCUUUAUCUAUAUUAAAUCCUUUAUUGGGCUGCGUCCAAGUGUAAUUCUUAUAAUUCUGUAAUUUUGUAAGAAAAUGAAGAAAAUUAUUUAAAUGUUUUUAUACUAGCUAAUAUUUAUUAUACCUACCCAUAAGUCGUACUUUUCUUUAAACCUACUAGAAUAAAAUAUUGAUAAAAAAUAAAUAAAUGUUGAUUAUU